AUGAUGCACCAUUCGCCCAGAAGGAGUCCCCGACUAAACGAGGGACAGAAUAUCGCAACGCAAGUAGAUGGCAGCGCUUCGGCCCCGCAACCUAGUGUAGGGGCGUCGCAAGCCGGCGGCCGAGGCAGUGAAGCCCCGGCGUCAUCAGCGCAGCUGGCAGCAUCUGGAGCCACCAGGAAACCGAAGGUGGCCGACCUGAUGGAUAGGAUUGCCGAGCUGGAGAAGGAGUUGGAACGCGCUCGCAGCGCUAAUAUGGAGCGCACUGGCCCCGUUAUUUCGAGUGAGGUUGGGGUAGGUCAGCCGUCAUUUGCAACCGGCCUGACCGUACCCAACGCAACAAGUGUUUAUUAUGCGGCGUCAGAGAGACCGCCACCCUGGAGCGGAUCUCAAACGGUACCGUGUUCGCAGAACUGUACCACAAGGAUUAAUCAAGCAUCGCCAUUUUGCGCUACCGGCACUACUGUUCCAGCGCAUGGUUUCGGGCUGCAGAAUGAAGUGGCCGGCGGAACAUCGAUACGUGCGCCUUCUCCUGGAGACGGUGCUUGGGCGACGAGCAUUGGAGGAACUGCACGCUGGACGCCACGAAAGCUUCCUGAACUGCCUACGUUCGGAGGGAAGCCAGAGGACUGGCCCAUUUUCUACUGCGCGUUUACGGAGACGACGCAAGCGUAUGGUUGUACGGACUUGGAGAACAACCAAAGGCUACUGAAGGCGUUAAAGGACGACGCGCGUGAGACGGUGAAGUCAUUGUUGAUUCACCCCAGCAAUGCGAAUGCAGCGGUGGAGCAGCUGCGAUACAGAUACGGCCGACCGGAGCAACUAAUACGCAGCCAACUCAACAGCAUUCGAGAUGUGCCUGCAAUUACGGAGCACAACCUGGGAAAGCUCGUCGCAUUCGCCACCCAUGUCAGCAACCUCAGGGCUUUCCUACAGUCAGCGAAGUCGGAGCAGCACCUGGGUAACCCUAUGCUGAUGGAAGAGCUUAUGGCCAAGCUCCCAAUAAGCAAACGAGUGGACUGGGCAAGGCACGCUGCAACUAUUCAGCCCUAUCCGACGAUUGUGGACUUUAGUUCGUGGUUGAUGGAACUAGCCAACGUGGUCUGCGUGGUGGCGGACAUUGAUGGAAGGGAGCCAAGGCGUCGAUUGCUUCAUGCCAGCGUCGACCGAGAGCAGGACGAGCAACCGGAGAGCUGCCGCAGGAAUUGUCCAAUUUGUGAAGGCCUUGGACAACAUGCAGUUCGGGACUGCCAACGAUUUAUUGGAGCCACACCUACAGAGAGGUGGAGACUCGCAAGAAGACAUCGCCUAUGCUUCAUGUGCUUGCAAACCGGGCAUAUGACUGGAUCCUGCGCCGCGUCAAAAGAGUGCCCCGUGAAUGGAUGCAGGAGGAAGCAUCACCGUCUUCUUCAUGAGGCAAACAGCGAAGGCUUCAGGAGACCGCCACAGCGAGGCGGCAAUUGGAGAGGCUACAACCUGCAGGCAGCCGGACCGAGGGAAGGCGUCCAAGUGAAUGAGGGAGCACCCUCAUCCGUGGAUGCCUCUGCGACCCCGGAGAGAAAUUUGAGCUGUGUCGACGAGGACCGAGAACGACUUCUGUUCCGUGUAUUGCCGGUGACGCUAUACGGAGGUGGGAAGCAGGUGGAUACGUACGCUCUUCUGGAUGAAAGUUCUUCGGUGACGAUGGUCGACAACGAGCUGGUUGCAGAGCUAGGCGUACAAGGAGUACGUCGUCAGCUGAGCGUUCAAUGGUUCGGAGGCAGGGCCACAAGAGAGCCUACUAACGUGGUACGUCUGGAGAUCAGUGGAGCAGGCAAGUCCUCCCGACAUGUGCUGAGGAACGUCUAUGCCAUUUCGAACUUGAGUCUGCCGAUGCAGAGCCUGCACAGAAGGGAUGUUAGGAGCGUAACAAGGACCUAUGAAGCCCUACGACUGCCGUUGAAAACGAGACGGUUUGCCAGCGAGGGACCGUACGCGGCCGCAACCGAAUUAGGAUGGGUUGUUUUUGGGCCUGUAGAAGGACGACGAGACACGCCAUCACCGAGGUCUUGUCUGCUAGCCACGUCGUUGGAUGAUAACGUGGAACGGAUCGUCGAGGACUACUUCGAGAUCGAGAACUUCGGUGUGAAGGCGGCGCCAGCGGCCGCAGCCAGCGACGACGUGAGGGCUCAGAAGAUCUUGGAGGAUACUACGGUGCGAGUUGGCCGCCGAUACCAGACGGGAUUAUUGUGGAAGACGGAUAACGUUGUGCUGCCACGUAGUUAUGAUAUGGCGUACAACAGAUUGGUCAACAUCGAGAAGAAAAUAAAGCGAGAUGGGCAGUUCGCCCAAGAGUAUUCACGGAUUGUCAAUGAUUAUGUCGACAAGGGAUACGCUCGGCGUCUGGAACGGCAGGAGAUCGAUUCGGAAAGCGAUAGAACAUGGGAAGGUGCCGUCGGAGUCAGCAGCGACAUUAAGGAGAUGUUUCACCAGGUGCUGAUCCGACCCGAGGAUAGAUGUGCGCAACGAUUUCUGUGGAGAGAUGGGAAUGACCAACGGGACCCCGACGUCUACGAGAUGUGCGUGAUGACCUUUGGAGCAGCAUGCUCACCGAGUGCGGCGCAUCAUGUGAAGACAGUGAAUGCCAAGCGAUUCCUGGAUUCGGAUCCCAGAGCAGUCAAAGCCAUCGUCGACUACCACUACGUGGAUGACUAUGUGGACAGCUUUGCCACAGAGAGCGAAGCUAUCGAAGUAUCUAGCAGAGUGAAGAAGAUACAUGCAGAAGGCGGUUUUGAGCUUUGCAAGUUUUCGUCCAGCUCGCCUACAGUGGAGAGGAUGCUUGGACCCAGUGAUCACGCCCAGAGUAUUGGAUGGGGUGAGGCCGAGCAAAAGAUUUUGGGAAUGCGGUGGCAGCCAGCCACGGACGACUUCAGGUUUCGAGUGAAGUACCACAAAGUCGCCCCCGUCGUGUCCGAUGGGAAGAGAAUUGCCACAAAAAGGGAAUUCUUGAGUAUGGUCAUGUCAACGUUCGACCCCUUGGGAUUCCUGUGUUGUCUAAUGAUAACAGCGAAGUUGUUGUUGCGAGAGGUCUGGAGAAGGAAGAUAUCAUGGGAUGAACCACUACCGGCUGAGAUGUACAACGCCUUUAUGGAAUGGCGUAAAGAGAUGGAGAAAGUGGAACGUUUUCGGAGCCCACGUCACUACUUUGGAUCCGGACUGGUGAAGACUAUCGAGAUGCACGUAUUUGUGGAUGCGUGUCAGUCGGCAUUCGCAUCAGUGGUCUACUGGAGGAUCACGUACGAGGACGGCGACGUGCAAGUGAGGUUCGUGUGCGCAAAGACGAAGUGUGCACCGAUGCGAACGAUGACGAUUCCACGGUUGGAGCUGCAGGCAGCAGUUCUAGGAACGAGGUUGAUGGAGACAGUCAGACAGGACCAUAGCGUGGCCAUUGCAGAGACUGUGCUAUGGACGAAUUCGAAGACAGUGCUGCGUUGGAUUGGCAGCACACACAGGCGCUACAAGCAGUUCGUAGGGAACAGAGUAGCCGAGAUUCUGGAGUCGACGAAGGUGGCCCAAUGGAGAUGGCUACCAUCCGCCGACAACGUGGCAGAUGAUGCAACUCGAGCGCAACGCAGCGUGGACCUAAGCGAGGAGUCACGCUGGUUAAGAGGACCGGCAUUCCUGAGGAGACCAGCGGGCAGCUGGCCAGGAACUGCACCCACCGACGAAGCGGAUGCAGAAGACGAAGAGGAGAUGCCGGGUGAGUUCGUGCUUGUUGGCGCGAGUGACCCAUUCAUAUCGCUGGAGAGAUUCUCAAGCUACAGGCGAUUGCUGAGGACUACGGCUUGGGUCCUAAGGUUCAUACGUCGAUGCCGUGGACAACGAGAUGAGCUGGAUAACUACGGCCUCAAUGUAGCUGAGUGUGAAGCAGCUGAGGACUUGUUAUUCCGUAGAGCACAAAGUGAGGCGUUCCCCGAUGAGGUGCAGGCCGCAGAGAAGGACUUGGACGUCGCUAAAGGAAGCGACAUAUGUGGACUGGCGCCAUACCUAGAUGGCAAUGGAAUCCUGCGAGCGUAUGGCAGGAUCGAUGCGGCGCUAUGUAUACCUUACAGCGCCAGGAGGCCAGUGAUCCUCUCCCACCGGCAUGGUCUCACGGAGAUGAUAGUGCGCGACGCCCAUGUGAGGAUGAAGCAUCAAAACGUGGAUGCUACGAUGGCGGAGAUCCGGACCAGGUCUGGAUUACGAGACUGCGGAGAGUGCUUCAUAAUGUGA
Messenger RNA from Drosophila ananassae, 4248 nucleotides. RefSeq lists its product as uncharacterized. The record is from RefSeq and is a predicted model, not a curated record. Lineage: Eukaryota; Metazoa; Arthropoda; Insecta; Diptera; Drosophilidae. The transcript is spliced from 3 exons. Bases 1 to 4248 code for a protein of 1415 amino acids.